AUGGCUUCAAACAACCGACAGAAUUCCAAAAUGACAGAUGAUGGUGCGAAUGUCACAUCAACGCCGUCACAUGACACUCGUCAAGCGUCAUCAUCGAUUCACGUGAAUAAUUUAUCAUAUGAUGCUACGGAGGAACAAUUAUAUUCUUCAUUUUGCGUCUGCGGUGAUAUUAAAUCUGUUCGUAUUAUUACCGAUCGGUUAACGGGCAAUAGCAGAGGCUUUGCUUUUGUUGAAUUUAAAAAUACCACGGCAGUUUCUGAUGCAAUAAAAUUAGAUGGUAUGAGAAUUAAUGGACGCCCAGUAAAAAUUACUGUUGCACAACCAAGAAACUCUAUCAACGACAACAGAGUAGUACAAAACAGAGAGGAGUAUCAGAGAAAUACCCCAUCACGUACACGUGUUGUUCACUGCAAGAAAUCACAGUAUGAUGUUUACAUCGGUCGUCCUGAGUACUGGGGGAAUCCAUUUGUGAUUGGAAAAGACGGUGAUCGAUCAGAUGUGAUACGAAAAUAUCGUGCGUGGAUAAUGAAAAAACCGGAAAUGCUCGAACGUGCUAAAACAGAAUUACGAGGGAAAGUACUUGCUUGUUGGUGCAAACCAGAAGCGUGUCAUGGUGAUGUGCUAGCCGAAAUAGCAGAUAAUGAUUAA
Messenger RNA from Didymodactylos carnosus, 648 nucleotides. Lineage: Eukaryota; Metazoa; Rotifera; Eurotatoria; Philodinida; Philodinidae. The record is from the annotation of a GenBank genome assembly.